This is a messenger RNA of Yarrowia lipolytica CLIB122, 558 nucleotides long. RefSeq lists its product as uncharacterized. Lineage: Eukaryota; Fungi; Ascomycota; Dipodascomycetes; Dipodascales. Gene Ontology annotation, cellular component: PAM complex, Tim23 associated import motor. Gene Ontology annotation, biological process: protein import into mitochondrial matrix. The record is from RefSeq and is a predicted model, not a curated record.
AUGUCCCUUCAGAUGCUGAGAAGCCGGGUUGCACUUGCCCGACCUACCCUCGUGCGACCCUCAGUUGGUCAGAUGACCAAGCGAUUCGCCGGAACCGCCCCCGUUCCCCUCACUUGGGAGCGAUUCCUGCUUCUGCGAACCCGAAGACGACAGAUCAACUUUGUGGCCUCCAUUUUCACCGGUGUGGCCACCUCUGUUCUUGCAUGGGGUUUCAUUUCCGAGGCCGAGCUGGAUCUCGAGCAGCAGGACGUCUUCUUCGGUCUGGAUGCCUUCACCGCGGCUGGAUUGGGUGUGGUGGCAGCUGGAUUUAUGGGCUCUCUCCUGGGCCCCACCAUCGGCCAGCUCAUCUUCAAGGCCACCAACUCCAAGCAGUGGCCCGCCUUCCUCAUGAAGGAGACCGACUUCCUGUCGCACAUCCAGAAAAACCGAGUGAACCCUCGAUACCAGUCCGUCUCCAACCCCGUGCCCGACUACUACGGCGAGAAGAUCGGCUCUCUCAAGGACUACCGACGAUGGCUGCGUGACUGCGCCAAGUACAACCGUGCCCGAGAGGUCUAA